Molecule: messenger RNA, 252 nt
Organism: Brugia pahangi
Lineage: Eukaryota; Metazoa; Nematoda; Chromadorea; Rhabditida; Onchocercidae
Source: the annotation of a GenBank genome assembly
AUGACCGUAGCGGAUCGAUGUAUUAUUGGGAGACGGAAUGAAAUGACCAAGACGGAUCGAUGUGUUAUUGGGAGACGGGAUGAAAUGACCAAGACGGAUCGAUGUAUUAUUGGGAGACGGAGUGAAAUGACCAAGACGGAUCGAUGUAUUAUUGGGAGACGGAAUGAAAUGACCGUAGCGGAUCGAUGUAUUAUUGGGAGACGGAGUGAAAUGACCAAAACGGAUCGAUGUAUUAUUGGACAGAUGGAAUGA